AUGAAGUCGUUCCGUUUACAGUCCACUCUGGGACUUUUGUUCCGGCCCUGUGCGGCCACCCCAUUCACUUCUUAUAUCGCCCCGGGGCUCAGAGCGCAAGCGAGAUGGGCAUCAUCUAGCAGCAACCAGCAAAAACCGGAGCUCCCCCUCGUUCCGGCGCCGAUUCCAUUCGUUCCUGACGUCCAGACUUUCCUUACUGUCAUUGGCCGCGGCCUUAAGCAGCACGCCGAGAAGUUCCCCUCAUGGGAAGCGCUCUUUACCCUCACAUCCGAGCAACUCAGAGAACUUGGCAUCGAGCCACCGCGGACGAGGCGAUACCUGUUGAGGUGGAGGCAACGGUUCAGGGAGGGAAAGUUCGGCAUUGGCGGCGACUUUAAGUAUGUCCAGGAUGGUGUUGCGGAACUCAAGGUCCAGGAGGUCGAGAAGCGGCCGGCCGAGUAUAUCAGACAUGUCAUCAAUGUUCCCCCGGGCAAGGAAGUUGAGGAGCUCUUGCCUGAGGAGCAACACCGGGUUAAGGGAUUUAAGGUGAUUGGGACGAAGACCAUCUCUGGCCCGUACGCCCUUCCUAUGAGACGUGGUGGUGCCCGUGUUAAGGUGACCGAGGGCAUGUGGGAGGAUAGGAGAGGCCAUAAGGUUGAUGGUGGUGAGCGGAGACGUGCUGAGGUCCGUUUCAAGAGGCGGUUAGCGGAGCGCAGGGCUCUGCGCGAGGCACAGGGAUACUAUUAA
Messenger RNA from Thermochaetoides thermophila DSM 1495, 726 nucleotides. Its product is annotated as mitochondrial 37S ribosomal protein mS41. The record is from RefSeq and is a predicted model, not a curated record. Gene Ontology annotation, cellular component: mitochondrion. The coding region runs from base 1 to 726 and encodes 241 amino acids. The transcript has a single exon. Lineage: Eukaryota; Fungi; Ascomycota; Sordariomycetes; Sordariales; Chaetomiaceae.